Messenger RNA from Cyclocybe aegerita, 1698 nucleotides. NCBI's taxonomy places the organism in Eukaryota, Fungi, Basidiomycota, Agaricomycetes, Agaricales, Hemipholiotaceae. The record is from the annotation of a GenBank genome assembly.
CAUGGCAGACAAGGUCACAGAAAUCCCCACCACGCCAUUUGACGGCCAGAAACCUGGCACAUCUGGACUUCGUAAGCGUGUCAAGGUUUUCCAACAGGAGCACUAUACCGAGAACUUUGUUCAGUCCAUUUUCGACUCGAUUGACGCGAAGGACUCUACCAUCGUCAUUGGUGGUGACGGACGCUUCUUCUCACCUGAAGCCGUCCAGAUCAUCCUCAAAAUAGGCUCUGCGAACGGUGUUGGGAAAUUCAUCAUUGGGAAGGAUGGGAUCUUGUCGACCCCUGCAGCGUCGAACGUGAUCAGGAAAUACAAGGCGACUGGCGGUAUCCUCUUGACCGCAAGCCACAACCCUGGCGGCCCCAACGCUGACUUCGGCAUCAAGUACAAUGUCUCCAACGGAGGCCCCGCGCCCGAAGGUGUCACCGACCAGAUCUAUGAGAAGACAAAGACCAUCAAGAGCUACAAGGUCAUCGACCUGCCCCCGAUCGAUCUCGGUAAGAUCGGCGACCUCACCUUCGGCCCCAGCAAAGUUUCGAUUAUCGACUCGGUCGCGGACUAUGUUACCCUGCUUGAGGGUAUUUUUGAUUUCGCACUCAUCAAGCAGUUCUUGCACGAGCAUGAGGCCGACUUCCGUGUUCUCUUCGAUGGUCUGCACGGUGUUACUGGACCUUACGCACGUGCGAUCUUGAUUGACAAGUUUGGCCUUCCCGAGUCGUCGAUCCAGAACUGCACACCGCUUCCUGACUUUGGUGGAGGACACCCCGAUCCUAACUUGACUUACGCACACACUCUCGUUGAAGUUGUUGAGAAAGAGAACAUUCAAUUUGGCGCGGCCAGCGAUGGAGAUGGGGACCGAAACAUGAUCUACGGAAAGGGUGCUUUCGUCACACCAUCUGAUUCCGUAGCUAUCAUCGCCCACUAUGCUGACGUGAUCCCUUACUUCAAGAAAGGGGGCGUUAAAGGAUUGGCCAGAAGUAUGCCAACCAGCAAGGCCAUCGACCUCGUCGCAAAGAAGAAAGGCCUCGAACACUUCGAAGUUCCAACAGGGUGGAAAUUCUUCGGAAAUCUCAUGGAUGCAGGUCGCUUGUCGAUCUGUGGUGAAGAAUCGUUUGGUACUGGUUCUGACCACAUUCGCGAGAAGGACGGUAUUUGGGCUGUCAUCGCUUGGUUGAACAUCCUCGCCGCUGCCAACAAAGCUUCGCCAAACAAGCUUAUUGGCAUCAACGACCUGCUCAACGAUUUCUACGCCAUCUAUGGCCGUUCCUUCUUCAGCCGAUACGACUACGAGGAAGUGCCAUCAGAAGGCGCCAACGCCCUUGUCGCCCACCUCAACGACGCGCUCAAGAGUGGAUCUCUGAACAACACCGUGCACAUCUCCGCUUCCUCCGCCACCAAGUUUACUGUCUCCGGCCUGUACAACUUUGAGUACAAAGACCCGAUCGACCACUCGGUCUCAAAGAACCAAGGGCAGGUAAUCACAUUCGAUGAUGGCUCACGCGUCGUUUUCCGUCUCUCGGGGACUGGAAGUCAUGGUGCUACCGUGCGCAUGUACGUUGAACGCUACGUUGGACCUAAGGGUGGUGUGGACGCGCUCAGCAAGCCUGCCGCUGAAGGCCUCCAAAGCCUCAUCGAGGUCGCGCUGGAGAUCAGCAAGCUGAAGGAGUUUUUGGGCGUGGAUAAGCCGACUGUCAUUACGUA